AUGAUCGGCGAUCGCUUUUCGCUGAGGUCGGCGGAGAUGCUCAUUUUGUCGGAGCUACGUCUGCCUAUUGUUUCCCCUCAUCCUAUCGACUUUGCCGAUUCAAUAUUCCACUUGGUGAGGGAGAAGUACCGGUCGCUGGUGGGGGGCUGCGGUCCGGCGCACGCUCGACACAAAUCCCUGGCAGGCAUCGUAAUGACCCGAGAUCUGGACCUGAGGUACGCCCAGGUGGUGGCGUUAUCUACGGGCACCAAGUGCAUCAACGGGGAGUAUCUGAGUGACCACGGCCAAGUGGUCAACGACUGUCACGCCGAGGUCACAGCUCGUAGAGCUCUGCUACGCUUCCUCUACUCCCAACUUGAACUCUUCUUGAGUAAAAGGCUAGAGGACUGGGAGGAGUCAAUAUUUGUCCGCCACAAAGAGUGCAGCUACAGAUUGAGAGACAAUGUCCAUUUCCACAUGUACAUCAGCACCUCGCCGUGUGGAGACGGAAGGCUCAACUCGCCCUACGAAAUGACCACAGACCUACACAGCAGCAGACACCUGAUGAGGAAGCACCGAAGCCACCUGCGGACCAAAAUAGAAUCCGGAGAAGGCACGGUGCCGGUGCGGUGCCGGGGACCGGUCCAGACCUGGGAUGGCGUGCUACAGGGGGAACAGCUCAUCACCAUGUCCUGCACCGACAAAAUCACCAGGUGGAACGUCCUGGGGCUGCAGGGGGCGCUGCUGAGCCACUUUGUCGAGCCGGUCUACCUGCACAGCGUGACGGUGGGCAGCCUGCGCCACACGGGCCACCUGGGCCGGGUUCUGCACCAGCGGCAGGAGCGCCUGGGCUCGCUGCCCGCCGCCUUCCGCCGCAACCAGCCCCUGCUGAGCGGGCUGAGCAGCACUGAGUAUCAGCAGCCAGGGAAGGCCACGUGUGUUAGCCUCAACUGGACGCAGGGCGACCAGCAACUGGAGCUGGUCAACACUGCGACCGGACGGAGAAGGGACACGGCCACGCCCUCGCGGCUCUGCAAGCACGCUCUGUUCACCCGCUGGAACAGACUCUACCGCAAGCUGGGGGUCCUCGUGUCCAGCUCGGCUGACCGCCAGCUCCUGUACAGCGAGGCCAAGAUGGCGGCGCGUCCCUACCAGACAGCGAAGCAGCAGUGGUUCCGGUCCCUGCAGGAGUCGGGCCUCGGGACCUGGGUCAAAAAACCACCGGAGCAGGACCAGUUCCUGCUCUCCGCCUGAGCUACAAAGUGUGUGUGUGUGUGUGUGUGAAUGUGUGUGUGUGUGUAAGAGAAAGAUAUACAGAGAGUAAUGCGUUUGUGUGAGCUUUAUUUCUUUUUUUUUUUUUUAGAGUAAGAUAAUGCGUUCUACAGGCUCAUACUUGGAUGUUUAGCCUCCAAACCCGAGGCUGACAGCCCCUUUUGUGUUUGUGUUGCAUCCUUGUUUGCGUCACACAACUGUUCGGUACAAGAAAAGACCGGUAAAAGGUCACCUGCGCAUUCUGGACAGAAAGAGGGGGGGGGGAGGAUGGCCAUUUUGGCUCAGACGUUUCUUUAAACACAUCAACACAAAGGUUUUAGCAAA
Menidia menidia (Atlantic silverside) is the source of this 1575-nucleotide messenger RNA. NCBI's taxonomy places the organism in Eukaryota, Metazoa, Chordata, Actinopteri, Atheriniformes, Atherinopsidae. The record is from the annotation of a GenBank genome assembly.